This is a messenger RNA of Psammomys obesus (fat sand rat), 1807 nucleotides long. RefSeq names its product TAP binding protein like (gene Tapbpl). The coding region runs from base 157 to 1458 and encodes 433 amino acids. The transcript is spliced from 7 exons. Lineage: Eukaryota; Metazoa; Chordata; Mammalia; Rodentia; Muridae. The record is from RefSeq and is a predicted model, not a curated record.
GACAAAGGCGGUUGAAGUGAAAGUGAAAGAGAAGCAGGCAAGAGAACAGAGACCACAGGCGGUUAGUUAGGCAAGUGAGGGGUGCUCAGAGAACCCUCUCUAGCCGGGGAGCUGCAGAGAAGGCAGCCGGCACGGAAGGGCCUGCGAGCAGCCUCCAUGGGCUCGGAGCCCGGCUGGUGUCUGCUGCUCUGUUUGGCUCUCUCUGGGGCAGCCGGGAUUGAGCCCCCCACAGCAGAAAGACGGCAGGCCACGGACAUAGUCUUAGAGUGCCUCUUGGUGGCAGAGGACAGGCACCAAGGGGCUUUUGCCAGCAGUGGGGACAGGGAGAAGGCCUUGCUGGUGCUGAAGCAGGUGCCAGUGCUGGAAGAUGGCUCCCUGGAGGGCAUCACAGAUUUCCAAGGGAGCACGGCAGCCAAGGAUGGUUCCCCCGUCGUCUUCGAGGCCUCAGUGGACUUGGUACAGAUUCCCCAGGCAGAGGCUUUGCUCCAUGCGGACUGCAGCGGGAGGUUGGUGACCUGUGAGAUCUCCCAGUACUUCCUCCAGGCCAGACAAGAGGCCAGUUCUGAGAGAACAGUUUGGUUCAUCAGCAACAUUCAGGUAUCUAGAGGCGGACCCAGUGUCUCCAUGGUGAUGAAGACUCGAACAGAUGCUGAAACUGGAGCUGUCUGGCAUCCUACUCUGAACCUACCCCUGAGCCCCGAGGGUACGGUGAGGACUGAAGUGGAGUUCCAGGUGACAUCGGAGACCCAAACCCUGAGUCAUCUGGUGGGGUCCUCUGUCUCUCUGCACUGCAGUUUCUCCAUGGCACCAGACCUGGACCUCAUUGGCGUGGAGUGGCGGCUGCAGCAUAGAGGCAGUGGCCAGCUUGUAUACAGCUGGAAGACAGGGCAGGUGCAGGAAAAGCGCAAGGGUGCCUCGCUGGACCCUGAACAGCUACACACGGCGGGGGAUGCCUCCCUCACCUUACCCAACCUCACUCUGAAGGAUGAGGGGAACUACAUCUGCCAGAUCGCGACCUCUCUGUACCAAGCUCAACAGAUCGUCCCUCUUAACGUCUUAGCUCCCCCCAAAGUUCAGCUGAACUUGGCAAACAAGGAUCUCAUCUGCAGCAUUGCUGGCUACUAUCCUCUGGAUGUGGUGGUGACAUGGAUUCGAGAGGAGCUGGGUGGAAUUCCAGCCCAAGUCCCCGGUGCCUCCUUCUCCAACCUCAGGCAAAGCAUGGUGGGAACCUACAGCGUCACUUCCACCGUGACGGCCGAGCCAGGCUCCUCGGGUGCCACUUACAUCUGCCAAGUUACCCAUAUCUCCCUGGAGGAGCCCCUUACAGUCAGCAUGAGCGUUUCUCCACACACAGCCACAGAGCAGAGAGGAGCCUUUGGAGUCAUCUUGGCCAGCACUCUCUUCGUUUUGGGGCUGUUGUUUCUGGGACUUCGGAUACAAGGUCUACCAAGACUAUGAGGCACUCUGGGUAAAAAGGAGAGCACUCGUGCUGCAGCUACUGGAAUAACCUUAUGCUGAGGUGUGGGACUGAGAAAGGCCUGAAGGAGGCACCACAUGUGGGAGUGAGGUACUGGCCCUGGUCUGUACUGGUCUCUGCCUUCCUUCACCGUUGAGAAGAGAACCCUGGGCCGAUGAAAAGGGAGGUGACAAGAGAGGGCAGUUAUCUGAGUGGAGGCUGACACCAAAGGAUAUAUUUGACAUGAGAAACCAAAGAAGGGGCAAGUAAGGAGAGAGGGGGAAAGAGUGUAGGGGUUGGCCACCACUCACAAACUCUAACAUUGUAAAAUAAAAACACGUUGGGUCUACA